CUUGUUCCCUAUCACGUAACGCUAAAAUGUCAACUGUCAAGUUUUCAUUUUUAGCCUUCAUUUUAGCGCGUUAAAGGCUAGUUUAAGGAUUUUAUAGGAUAAAGUAUAUCACCAGGCACUGAAAAGUUACCAUCCAAAAUGUUGAUAUUGCAAUACAGUUAUAAACGUUGCUCGUUGUUACUUUCACUAUCUUGACAGACAAUCUAACAUAUUUCGACAAUCAGGAAGAAUCAGGAUAAAGGUCAUAGGGGAAAGGUCUUCCUGAGAAAAGAUUGCGCGGUUACAUUUUCACCGGAAAAAAGUCGAGAAAAUCUAUUGUUUAUGCUUUAUGGACGUUCGUUUUCGAUGAUUAUUUUGUUUGGGCCGUAAAGUAAGAAUUAUUUUCUCUUGGAAUGGCUGGUAACUUUUGGCAGAGCUCGCACUGUCAACAGUGGAUCCUGGAUAAACAAGAUCUCCUUCGUGACCGGCAAGACGACCUGACCAACUUUCCUGAUGAUGAAUACCAGAAAGUACACAUCUUCUACUGCGGGGUGAUCCAGGCAGUCGGAGAGCAACUGAAACUUAGACAACAGGUCAUUGCCACGGCAACAGUUUACUUUAAAAGAUUUUAUUCCAAGUAUUCCUUUAGGACAAUAGACCCACUACUGAUGGGACCUACCUGUGUGUUCCUGGCUUCAAAAGUGGAGGAGUUUGGAGUCAUAUCAAAUAGUAGACUCAUAACAGCAUGCCAGACUGUCAUAAAGAACAAGUUUUCCUAUGCCUUCAACCAGGAAUUUCCCUAUAGAAUAAACCAUGUACUAGAAUGUGAAUUCUACCUAUUAGAAAUGAUGGACUGCUGCUUGGUUGUGUACCACCCCUACCGACCUCUGACCUCUUAUGUACAGGACAUGGGGCAGGAGGACACAGUCUUGCCUCUAGCAUGGCGAAUAGUUAAUGACAGUUAUCGGACAGAUGUUUGUCUACUGUAUCCUCCUUUCAUGAUUGCACUAGCUGCACUGCACAUGGCCUGUGUCAUCUUACAGAAAGAUGCUAAACACUGGUUUGCAGAGUUGUCAGUUGAUAUGGAAAAGAUGUUAGAGAUCACACGAGUCAUCCUGCGGCUGUACGACCUGUGGAAACAGUACGAUGAGAGGAAGGAGAUCCUCAGUCUGCUCAGUAAGAUGCCCAAAGCCAGAAUUGCCCAGCCUGGGCAAUCAUCAGAUGGAAAACAAGGCUCACAAGGGGGUUCUCAGAAGUAGUGUUUUGUACAUGGGGUUUAGGGGGCCUCUCAUCAUUGGUAAGGUUGUAAUACGAUGUCAGACUCUCGUCAGACUAAAUGCAGGGUCUACGUCUGCACCACAGUGCUGUUUUAUUGUUUUAGUUUGUACUGUAUGAAAAUGUGUCAAAAGGUACUCUUCUUUGACCACAAGUUUUAAUCCUACCUUUUGAACUCAUGAAGUCAGUCAUUACACUAAGUACAAUGUAUAUUUUUGGAGCCACCAUGCUAAAAAAAGCCGAAUAGUAUAUGUUUUGUUCUUUUUUUAAAAGAAUUUUGGCAUGUAAUAGUACAGGGCAAUUUUUUGCCAUAUUUGAAGUUCCAAGUAGUCCCCAGGCAUAACUAUCAUCAUUUUGUUUUUUCCAAUUCAAAGAAAAAAAAGGUCUUUGUCCAAAGCAACCUAGGAGAAGUACAGUAUUGGAAUUUAGUCCAAAGCUCAAGGCAAAAACCUUUCAAUCAGGGCAUGUAGGUGAAAUUCCACACAAUUUUGCCAGGGAGCACUGUUACAACAUGCACACUUUUCUUCUAUAUAUUUUCAGUUGUAUGGUAAUGCACCAUAGAAAGGUUUUCACUAUCUAUGAAGUUAGGGACGAUAUAUGAAUUAUUUUGCUGCUAACUAAACCAUUCCAUUUUCUUUGCAAAUGAAGUUUUUAUCCAUUACCAGUUAUGUUGUUACACUCUUGCCCAGUUGUACCUCACCUGAUUAAUAUACUCUGCCAAACGUAUGUCAAAAAGUUGUCAUAUUUUAUCAGUCUUGACUUUGAAUAAAGCUGGUCUAAAAUAC
This is a messenger RNA of Branchiostoma floridae (Florida lancelet), 2039 nucleotides long. RefSeq names its product cyclin-C-like. Bases 393 to 1238 code for a protein of 281 amino acids. Gene Ontology annotation, molecular function: cyclin-dependent protein serine/threonine kinase regulator activity. Gene Ontology annotation, cellular component: mediator complex; nucleus. NCBI's taxonomy places the organism in Eukaryota, Metazoa, Chordata, Leptocardii, Amphioxiformes, Branchiostomatidae. The transcript has 12 exons. Gene Ontology annotation, biological process: positive regulation of transcription by RNA polymerase II. The record is from RefSeq and is a predicted model, not a curated record.